CAAUACCAGAGGAACCGCAAAUGCGUUGCCUUUAAGGUGGUGAUAAGCUCGCUUCUUGAAGGACCCUAACCUUGCCAUUUUUUGAAUUGACUGGUGACAGUAGGGCACUAGUGAGCUAUAAGACUUUAUCCCUUAGGCCUUCCUUGUCGAACUAUACUUUGUUCACAUCUCAUAGAAUAUCCGAACACGAAAACUGUCAAAGUUAAGGCAUAACCGGGUACCUAUGACAUUCGAUUUGACUCAAACUUCACGUAAGAACUUCGUACAGACUAGAAGUAGAAUAAAAUAUAUCAUAAAGUUUUAAUUUAAACCAUAAAUAAGAAAAGUUUACAUAUAUUUUAAUAAUACAAAUAAUUAAAUUCUAUAACAUAACAUAAGGGAAAGCAGUGGGGUUUAAAAAUUCCAUAAUAACUACAAGUCGUUUUUGUCUUCUUAUAAUUUCAUUACCUCUUGUUCGCCUUGUGCAUCUUACGGCUUCCUGUUCUUUCAGGGUCGAUGUUGUUAUGACGCAGUAAAUGACGUUGUAAUAACUUUGCUCCUUUUAGUAUCGAGUACAAAGUUGUUGCCAUGAAGAAAGUAUUGUUAUUUAAGAGCGUUUCGGAGGACUACGUUAAGGCUUUCUCAGAACAUAACUAUCAGACCGUAUUCAUCGAGCCUCUCCAGUUUGUGUAUGUAAACUUGCAAGAGCUCAGUGAAAAACUGCAAAACCUGCACUACCAGGGUCUCAUAUUGACCAGCCCCAGAGCCAUAGAAUCAGUUUCCAAGUGCUGGGCUCCUUCUAAAUUUGUAACAUGGAACACAAAACGUAUUUACACAGUUGGUGAAUCGAGUGCGCGCAAAGUUAAACUUUUGCUAGGUCUAGAAGCAUUGGGGUCAAGAACAGGAAAUGCAGAAAACUUGGCCAAACUCAUUUUGCAGGAGAAUUCAAGCCCAUCCAACUUUCUCUUUCCUUGUGGAAAUCUGAGUUCAGAACUAUUACCUACUAUGUUACAGUCUGGAGGGAUCAUAGUUGAUGCUUUAACUGUCUAUGAGACGAAGGAAAAUGAAAACUUGAGAUUGGAUCUGAUGAGGGUGAAUGAGAAUGAGGAAGUGUGCUGCAUGGUGUUCUUCAGCCCGUCGGGCUGCGAGUAUGUGCAGAGACAGCUGCAGACCUUCAGCAACAAGCUGGCACACCUGCCUCAUUUUGCAAUUGGCAACUCAACUGCGCACAAGAUUGAGAAUCUCGGUUUAGAAAUUGCCGGUGUGGCAGCAAAGCCCAAGGCAGAAAAUGUUUUAGAAUCGGUGGAACAUUAUUUCAGAACUUUAUAAGAUAAUGUGAAACAGGUAGUGGUGUAGGAAUUAAUUGUAAAUAUACUUAUUAUUUGGCAAAGGUAGUUCUAAGCCAUGGGGCACAUGUUGACAUGUAAUUUAGCCUUUGUUGUAAAUGAAAUUUUUUUAAUGUUAUAUUCAUAUAUGUAUGAUAUGGAUGUUUUAUUGGAUUUUAGGAAAAUUGCUGUUAUUGUUCAGGCAACAGCCAAGUCUGGCCCCGCAGAGUACCGCAGGCGCCGUGCCGACUAAUCUGUUGCCGCACGCGCAUUCACUCUACAAUAUGAAUCACUCAUUAAAAUUCCCAUAAAAAAUUA
Messenger RNA from Papilio xuthus (Asian swallowtail), 1622 nucleotides. It is a transcript of the gene Uros1, whose product is annotated as Uroporphyrinogen III synthase 1. NCBI's taxonomy places the organism in Eukaryota, Metazoa, Arthropoda, Insecta, Lepidoptera, Papilionidae. The coding region runs from base 568 to 1308 and encodes 246 amino acids. The record is from RefSeq and is a predicted model, not a curated record. Gene Ontology annotation, molecular function: uroporphyrinogen-III synthase activity. Gene Ontology annotation, cellular component: cytosol. Gene Ontology annotation, biological process: uroporphyrinogen III biosynthetic process. The transcript has a single exon.